CCUCAGUUCCCGGCAGACAGCCGCCCGGGCCGGGCUCCCUCACCGCCACCAGGGCCGGAGGGACGAGUGAGAGGGGCGGCCGGGACGCGACCCCCGGGCCGGGAGAAGCGGAGGCCCGACGGGCGCGGCCCUCGAGCCGCUGGGAGCCGCGGGUCGGACGAGCCGCCGCCUCCUUCUCUGCGUCCAUGUAUGAGGGGAAGAAGACGAAGAACAUGUUCCUGACCCGGGCUCUGGAGAAGAUAUUGGCCGACAAGGAAGUGAAGAAGGCGCAUCACUCCCAGCUGCGCAAAGCUUGCGAGGUGGCGUUAGAGGAAAUAAAAGCGGAAACUGAAAAACAGAGUCCUCCUCAUGGAGAAGCAAAAGCUGGAUCAAGUACCCUUCCACCAGUGAAAUCAAAGACAAAUUUUAUUGAAGCAGACAAGUACUUCUUGCCUUUUGAGUUGGCAUGCCAGUCCAAAUGUCCUCGCAUAGUUAGUACAUCUCUAGAUUGUUUACAGAAACUUAUUGCUUAUGGGCACUUGACUGGCAAUGCUCCAGAUAGUACAACACCAGGCAAAAAAUUAAUUGAUAGAAUUAUUGAAACAAUAUGUGGCUGCUUUCAGGGCCCUCAGACAGAUGAAGGAGUUCAGCUGCAGAUAAUAAAGGCUUUACUUACUGCAGUAACAUCACAACACAUAGAAAUUCAUGAAGGGACUGUACUGCAAGCUGUGAGAACAUGUUACAAUAUCUACUUAGCAAGCAAAAAUCUCAUCAAUCAGACAACAGCCAAAGCUACUCUCACUCAGAUGCUAAAUGUUAUCUUUGCACGCAUGGAAAACCAAGCAUUACAGGAAGCAAAACAAAUGGAAAAAGAAAGGCAUCGGCAGCAUCAUCAUCUGUUACAGUCUCCAGUAAGCCAUCACGAGCCUGAAUCACCUCAACUUAGAUAUUUGCCACCUCAGACUGUUGAUCAUAUAUCCCAAGAACACGAAGGGGACCUUGACCUCCAUACAAAUGAUGUAGAUAAAAGUCUUCAGGAUGACACAGAGCCUGAAAAUGGAUCUGAUAUUUCCAGUGCAGAAAAUGAACAGACUGAAGCUGAUCAGGCAACUGCAGCUGAAACAUUAUCUAAAAAUGACGUGUUAUAUGAUGGAGAAAACCAUGAUUGUGAGGAAAAGCCACAAGACAUUGUACAGAACAUUGUAGAAGAAAUGGUGAACAUUGUUGUUGGAGAUAUGGGAGAAGGGACUACUAUAAAUGCAAGUGCAGAUGGCAACAUUGGAACUAUAGAGGAUGGUAGUGACAGUGAAAAUAUUCAAGCAAAUGGAAUUCCAGGAACACCAAUUUCUGUUGCAUAUACACCAUCCUUACCUGAUGAUAGAUUGUCAGUCUCUUCCAAUGAUACUCAGGAAUCUGGAAAUUCUUCAGGACCUUCACCUGGUGCUAAGUUUUCCCACAUUUUACAAAAGGAUGCCUUUCUAGUAUUCAGGUCAUUGUGUAAACUGUCAAUGAAACCACUGUCAGAUGGACCACCAGAUCCAAAGUCUCAUGAACUACGAUCCAAGAUUCUUUCAUUGCAGUUACUUCUAUCCAUUCUGCAGAAUGCAGGACCUAUUUUCAGGACAAAUGAGAUGUUUAUUAAUGCUAUUAAGCAGUAUCUUUGUGUUGCACUCUCAAAAAAUGGAGUCUCAUCUGUUCCAGAGGUUUUUGAGCUUUCUCUUUCUAUAUUUCUUACUUUGUUGUCAAAUUUCAAGACACAUCUGAAGAUGCAAAUUGAGGUGUUCUUUAAAGAAAUUUUCUUAUACAUUUUGGAAACUUCUACCAGCUCAUUUGAUCACAAAUGGAUGGUUAUUCAGACACUGACGAGGAUUUGUGCAGAUGCUCAGAGUGUAGUGGAUAUUUAUGUAAACUAUGACUGUGACUUAAAUGCAGCCAAUAUAUUUGAAAGACUAGUAAAUGAUCUAUCAAAAAUUGCUCAAGGAAGGGGCAGUCAAGAACUUGGUAUGAGUAAUGUUCAGGAAUUGAGCCUGAGGAAAAAAGGUUUAGAAUGCUUAGUGUCGAUUUUGAAGUGUAUGGUUGAAUGGAGUAAGGAUCAGUAUGUGAAUCCCAACUCUCAGACAACUCUUGGUCAGGAAAAACCCUCAGAGCAAGAGAUGAGUGAAAUCAAACACCCUGAGACAAUAAACAGAUACGGAAGUUUAAAUUCCCUGGAGUCAACAUCAUCAUCAGGAAUAGGCAGCUACAGUACACAGAUGUCUGGCACUGAUAAUCCAGAACAAUUUGAAGUCCUAAAGCAACAAAAAGAAAUAAUAGAACAAGGGAUAGAUUUAUUUAAUAAGAAACCAAAGAGAGGAAUACAGUACCUCCAAGAACAAGGGAUGCUUGGCACCACACCUGAAGAUAUUGCCCAAUUCUUACAUCAAGAGGAAAGAUUAGACUCUACUCAAGUGGGUGAGUUCCUGGGAGAUAAUGAUAAAUUUAACAAAGAAGUCAUGUAUGCAUAUGUGGACCAACAUGACUUUUCAGGAAAAGACUUCGUUUCAGCCCUUCGUAUGUUUCUAGAAGGAUUUCGUCUUCCAGGGGAAGCUCAGAAAAUCGAUCGAUUAAUGGAAAAAUUUGCUGCAAGAUACCUAGAAUGCAACCAAGGACAAACUCUCUUUGCUAGUGCGGAUACAGCUUAUGUUUUGGCUUAUUCAAUUAUCAUGUUGACCACAGACCUUCACAGUCCACAGGUGAAAAAUAAAAUGACAAAGGAACAAUACAUUAAGAUGAAUAGAGGUAUCAAUGACAGUAAAGACCUUCCUGAAGAGUAUCUAUCAGCCAUCUAUAAUGAAAUAGCUGGGAAAAAGAUAUCAAUGAAAGAAACAAAAGAACUAACAAUCCCUACAAAAUCAAGUAAACAGAAUGUAGCCAGUGAAAAACAAAGAAGACUUCUGUAUAACUUAGAAAUGGAGCAGAUGGCCAAGACAGCUAAAGCACUCAUGGAGGCCGUGAGCCAUGUUCAGGCACCCUUUACAAGUGCAACACAUUUGGAGCAUGUGAGGCCCAUGUUUAAGUUGGCUUGGACGCCUUUUCUGGCUGCAUUCAGUGUGGGUCUACAAGAUUGUGAUGAUACUGAAGUAGCCUCUCUUUGCCUGGAAGGUAUAAGAUGUGCAAUCAGAAUUGCAUGCAUUUUCAGCAUUCAGCUGGAGAGAGAUGCAUAUGUCCAGGCACUAGCAAGAUUUACCUUACUCACAGUGAGUUCCGGUAUUACUGAAAUGAAACAGAAGAACAUUGACACAAUAAAAACACUUAUCACAGUGGCUCAUACAGAUGGAAAUUAUUUAGGAAAUUCAUGGCAUGAGAUUCUGAAGUGCAUCAGUCAGUUGGAGCUGGCACAGCUUAUAGGAACUGGAGUGAAACCUCGAUACAUUUCUGGAACAGUGCGAGGCAGAGAAGGAUCUCUUACUGGAACAAAAGAUCAGGCUCCUGAUGAAUUUGUGGGUUUAGGGCUAGUUGGAGGAAAUGUGGACUGGAAACAGAUAGCAAGUAUUCAGGAAUCCAUUGGAGAAACCAGUUCUCAGAGUGUUGUUGUUGCUGUAGAUAGAAUAUUCACAGGAUCUACAAGGCUAGAUGGAAAUGCUAUUGUGGAUUUUGUCCGUUGGCUCUGUGCUGUGUCUAUGGAUGAAUUACUUUCCACGACACACCCAAGAAUGUUUAGUCUACAAAAAAUAGUAGAAAUAUCAUAUUACAACAUGGGAAGAAUAAGAUUGCAGUGGUCUCGAAUUUGGGAAGUUAUUGGAGAUCAUUUUAAUAAGGUUGGGUGUAAUCCUAAUGAAGAUGUAGCUAUUUUUGCAGUAGACUCCUUGAGGCAGUUGUCAAUGAAGUUCUUAGAGAAAGGGGAGCUUGCUAAUUUCAGAUUCCAGAAGGAUUUCUUAAGACCUUUUGAACAUAUAAUGAAGCGGAACAGGUCUCCAACAAUUCGAGAUAUGGUUGUACGGUGUAUAGCACAGAUGGUUAAUUCUCAAGCUGCUAACAUUCGAUCUGGAUGGAAGAACAUUUUCUCUGUAUUUCAUCUAGCUGCAUCUGAUCAAGAUGAAAGCAUAGUGGAACUUGCAUUCCAAACAACCGGGCACAUUGUCACCCUUGUAUUUGAAAAACACUUUCCAGCGACCAUUGAUUCUUUCCAGGAUGCAGUGAAGUGUUUGUCUGAAUUUGCGUGCAAUGCAGCUUUCCCAGACACAAGUAUGGAAGCAAUUCGACUUAUUCGCCAUUGUGCAAAAUAUGUGUCUGAUAGACCUCAGGCUUUCAAGGAAUACACAAGCGAUGAUAUGAACGUAGCACCUGAAGACAGGGUGUGGGUGAGAGGAUGGUUCCCAAUUCUCUUUGAGUUAUCCUGUAUCAUCAAUAGAUGCAAAUUAGAUGUAAGAACCAGGGGUUUAACAGUAAUGUUUGAAAUAAUGAAAACAUAUGGCCACACUUAUGAGAAACACUGGUGGCAGGAUUUAUUUAGAAUUGUUUUCAGAAUCUUUGACAAUAUGAAAUUGCCAGAACAACAGACAGAGAAAGCUGAAUGGAUGACAACAACUUGCAAUCAUGCACUUUAUGCAAUCUGUGAUGUAUUCACUCAGUAUUUAGAAGUACUCAGUGAUGUACUUUUGGAUGACAUUUUUGCUCAGCUCUACUGGUGUGUGCAGCAAGACAAUGAGCAGUUAGCGCGAUCUGGUACAAACUGUUUAGAGAAUGUUGUUAUUCUGAAUGGUGAAAAAUUUACCCUAGAAAUCUGGGAUAAAACUUGCAACUGCACACUGGAUAUCUUCAAAACCACAAUCCCACAUGCGCUGUUGACCUGGCGACCCAAUUCUGGAGAAACUGCCCCCCCACCUCCAUCUCCUGUAAGUGAAAAGCCAUUGGAUACAAUAUCACAGAAGUCUGUAGAUAUUCAUGAUUCUAUUCAACCAAGGUCUGUGGAUAACAGACCACAAGCACCACUGGUUUCUGCGUCUGCUGUUAAUGAAGAAGUCAGCAAAAUUAAAUCUACAGCAAAAUUUCCAGAACAAAAAUUGUUUGCUGCCCUGUUGAUUAAAUGUGUUGUGCAGCUGGAACUCAUCCAGACUAUCGACAACAUUGUCUUCUUCCCAGCCACAAGUAAGAAAGAAGAUGCAGAAAACUUAGCUGCAGCACAGAGAGAUGCGGUGGACUUUGAUGUUCGCGUUGAUACUCAAGACCAAGGAAUGUACCGCUUUUUAACAUCACAACAACUUUUUAAGCUACUGGACUGCUUAUUAGAGUCACAUAGAUUUGCAAAAGCGUUUAAUUCCAACAACGAACAGAGGACUGCCCUGUGGAAAGCAGGAUUCAAAGGCAAAUCCAAGCCCAACCUUCUGAAGCAGGAGACCAGCAGCCUGGCCUGUGGGCUGCGCAUUCUCUUCCGGAUGUACAUGGAUGAGAGCCGCGUUAGUGCCUGGGAGGAGGUCCAGCAGAGGCUUUUGAAUGUCUGCAGUGAAGCACUAAGUUACUUCCUCACUCUAACAUCAGAAAGUCAUCGAGAAGCCUGGACUAACUUACUGCUUUUGUUUCUAACUAAAGUUCUAAAGAUAAGCGAUAAUAGGUUUAAAGCUCAUGCAUCAUUCUACUACCCUCUCUUAUGUGAAAUUAUGCAAUUUGACUUGAUUCCUGAACUUCGUGCUGUUCUUAGAAGAUUUUUUCUGCGAAUCGGAGUAGUUUUUCAGAUAUCACAACCACCUGAACAGGAACUUGGAAUAAACAAGCAAUGAUGGGAACUUAAUAUUUUUGUUGGCAUUUACAUCCCUCCGCUCUUUAAAAGGACGCUGGAGCUGAGGUUUCCUACCUGAAAAAUGAUUUCUCUGGAUUGCAGUGUCUGAGAGUUACUGGUAAAGAUGCUUAGAAGUCUUACUCAAACUUGCAACACUCCAGUCCCUUUUAGUGCUGGCGGAUUUUGUGUGUUAUAUUGGCCUCAUGUUGAGCAGAAAGCCUGUUUAAACAGUGUCAGCUCAUGCUCACGGGUCCUUCCCUGUCUUCCACGGCAGGAAAAGCCCCACGUUUUUGGCAGGUGUGGAAGUGAAACUUACCCAAAGAACUAUAGAUGUAAAGAUUGAACUUCUACAAGAAGUACAACUCAGGAGAGCUGUAUUUUGAAGGAUAAAAUGUUUAUAAUUGGGGAGUGGGAAGAGAAGAAGAAAUUAUUGUUCAUGGUAAAAGAUAUUUAGCAACUAUGGUAUUCUUAUUCUGAAGAUUUUUGCACACUCAGGCUAUCUGAGAUACUGGUAAUCAUCCUGUGAAAAAUGUACAGAGAUGCAGGUCUGUAAUAUAAAAAUCUUAAAACAUUAUAUAGUUCUUCCUGCACUGUUUUCUUUAUUUUCUUAUUCAUUUGCUAAAUACCCAUAAUAUUUUAUCAAAUGCACUAAACAUUUGGGUGGAACUUUCUUUUUUAUUUUAUAGGGAUUUUUAGUUUUGCCCUUUUUGGUAGGUGGUGAUUUUGAGGCUUUAACAUGCCCAGAAGCUGUUGUGGCCAACACUUCAACAAUAGGGAAAAAAAGGUAGAAAAUAUCCCUACUGACAGUAACUACCUGUCACAUAUUUCUCUUAGGACUUUUAAAGAUGAGCCAUUAAAAUAGAAUGAUCCUUUAUGGACCAAAACUUGAAUCACUGCAAAAUGAAUCCAGAUUGCUGUCAUUUUCUUUUCUUUUGGGUGGUGGGGCUUGAUGUAGAUUUUACUCUAUGUACAGAAUUUAAUGUUGAAUAUAUUAAAAUAACAAAUCUGGCAUGGUUUGCGGAGGUUAGAUUUACUGGAAAUGUAUUCAUACUGUGAAUUGUGCUCUGAUGGUUAAAAGACAAGAUUGUCAAGCAUUCCGUAUUAACAGUGGAUGUAGAAAAUUUUUUCAGAUGGAUAAAAUGUAUAUGGUACAGAUGUAAAGUUUUCUAUGUAAAAAAUUCUGUACAACUUUCUGUACAAUAUUGAUUCCCAUCUGGCAUAUUCUAAUCAGGUUAUAGGUCAAUAAAGUUUUUGAAUUAUUUCA
This is a messenger RNA of Gorilla gorilla gorilla (western lowland gorilla), 6998 nucleotides long. It is a transcript of the gene ARFGEF1, whose product is annotated as ARF guanine nucleotide exchange factor 1. Gene Ontology annotation, biological process: regulation of ARF protein signal transduction. Bases 186 to 5735 code for a protein of 1849 amino acids. The transcript is spliced from 40 exons. Gene Ontology annotation, molecular function: guanyl-nucleotide exchange factor activity. Lineage: Eukaryota; Metazoa; Chordata; Mammalia; Primates; Hominidae. The record is from RefSeq and is a predicted model, not a curated record.